This is a messenger RNA of Helicoverpa armigera (cotton bollworm), 1343 nucleotides long. RefSeq lists its product as uncharacterized. The transcript is spliced from 3 exons. The record is from RefSeq and is a predicted model, not a curated record. NCBI's taxonomy places the organism in Eukaryota, Metazoa, Arthropoda, Insecta, Lepidoptera, Noctuidae. The coding region runs from base 109 to 1257 and encodes 382 amino acids.
GGGUUUAUCAGUUUUUAGUAUUAGUGAGUGAGUGUUCAAGUUCCGCUGACAAUAUACGUUACUGUCGCGGAGUAUAGAACUAUAGUCUGUGCGUGAGUGUGUGUAACCAUGAAUUUCCUUGUUUGCUUUUCUAUAAUAGUGCUGUUGCACGAGUGCCUCUGUUCGCCAUGCAAAACAUAUACAGAAGAGACCUUAUUAGAAGAUCCGUCAGUGAUAGAUUUUUUUUGGGAUCCUAUCAAUGAAACUGUUGAUGAGGCCUCAAGAGAUAACUUAGACAAUCCCAGAGAUAAGUCAGAACCAAAUUUCUUAGAUGAGACUGUAUUAGAAGAUUUUUUAGAGAAAUUCCUCAAGGAAACUCUUGAAGAGCCUGUAGAUAACUUAGACAAUCCCAGAGAUAAGUCAGAACCAAAUUUCUUAGAUGAGACUUUAUUAGAAGAUCCGUUAGUUAAAUUCAUCUGGGAUACUGUUGAAAAGCCUGUAGAUAAUGUUUCAGGAGAUAACUUAGACAAAUCCGUAGAUAAGUCAGUACCAACGUCACAUAAGAGCUUAGAAAACCCGGUUGUUAAAUCAUUUCAGGAUACUUUUGGAGAGGCCUCAGUAAAUCAUACCGAUAAGGAUAAAUCACUAGAAAAAUCUGGGCCAAACUCAAAUAAGUUCUUAGAAGAUGAGCUUGAUACAGUCUUCCGAAAUGGUUUUAAAGAACCCAUAGACAAAGCCUCAGGAGAUAACUUAGAUAAAACCGUGCAUAAGUCAGUACCAAAUUUCACUCCAUUAAUUAAAUAUAUCGUGGAUACUAUUCAAGAGUGUGUAGAUAGUGUUGUAAGAGAUAACUUAGACAAAUCCGUAGAUAAGUCAGUACCAAACUCAGAUAACCCCUUAGAAGACCCGGUUGUCAAAGCAUUCCUAGAUACUGAUGAAGAGGUCCCAGGAGACCACUCAGAUAAGGAUAAAUCACUGAAUAAAUCGGGGCUAAACUCAAAUGAAUCCUUAGAAGAUGCGCUUGUCACACACUACCAAAAUACUUUUAAAGUGCAAUGCAAAGUCUCAGGAGAUAAGACAGACAGACCAGUGGAUAAAUCGGUACCGAAUUUCUUGGAUGAGCCUUUAAGAAAAACGUCUCACGAUAAGACCCUUCUAGAUAUUUUUGAUGAGCCUUUAGACACGGUUUUAAGAGAUAAUCUACGCAAAAAAGUGCAUAAACUGGUACUUAAUGAUGUGUUAAGUGAUCCUCUAGACAAGUUCUCAAGAGGUAGUUAGCAUUUUAAGAAGCCUGUUGAAUGAGUUAUACAACAAUUUGUGUGAUGCGAUACCUAUUCAAGUAAAUAAAUAUAUCCUUUAAAUGA